Messenger RNA from Anguilla rostrata (American eel), 1655 nucleotides. RefSeq lists its product as uncharacterized. The transcript has 4 exons. Bases 370 to 1062 code for a protein of 230 amino acids. The record is from RefSeq and is a predicted model, not a curated record. Lineage: Eukaryota; Metazoa; Chordata; Actinopteri; Anguilliformes; Anguillidae.
CAUGCGCGUCUCUGCGGUGACUGAAAUAGCACUUGUCCGCCGGGUAGGGUGUUGCUUUUCCCUGUAACCCGACUCCGGUGAGGUCGCUCACGUCGUCUGUGCCGUCCACAGAUGUGCGCCGUUCUCAGAGCCCCAGCGAGAGGGUGAGUGCUCCCGGGCUGCCUGCCGCUGAACUUCACAACGAGGGAACUUAGAAACCGUCUCUGCUGUCGACGGACAGCAAAAUUGAGCUCUGGGGAAUACCUGCUGAAACCUACCUCUGUUGCUUCUUCUGCGGGGUCGGGAGAGAGUGGAGAACGGGGAAGAUUUUGUUUUUGACGUUUCGGUGGUUUAGCGUUCUCUGAGCGGGCGGACGGACCUCCUCUGACCAUGGUGGACGUGGUGUGGGCAGUGAGCAUGGCGGUGUGCGGGCUGGUCAUACUGACCAUGACCGUGUACUUCCAUCAGAAGAACCAGGCCGAGCUGGCGGCUGAGGAGGCGGAGAGGAAGAAGAAGCACGCCGCCGCCCUGGCGGCGACCAUGGGCGGGGGCGGAGGCGGGGGCGGGGGCGGGGGCAAGCAGCUGCACCUGAGCGCGGAGCAAAUCGAGCGGGACCUGGACCGGCUGUGUCUGCUCUUCAGCAUCUCCGCCGAGCCCGCUCGCAAGCGGGGUUCCCCGAAGCCGCCCCCAGAAGCACCAAAACCGGCUCCGGCUGCCCCCAAGGAGGUCCCAAAACCAGCCCCGGCUGCCCCCAAGGAGGUCCCAAAACCACCCCCGGCUGCUCCUAAGGAGGUUCCGAAACCACCCCCAGCUGCCCCUAAGGAGGUCCCGAAACCACCCCCGGCUGCCCCCAAAGAGGUUCCGAAACCUCCCCCGGCUGCCCCCAAGGAGGUCCCGAAACCACCCCCAGCUGCCCCUGAGGAGGUUCCUAAACUCCCAGAGGAGGUGACUGAGAAACCUGCGGAAGCCCCACCCCACCCCACCGAACCCUUGAGAAGCGAGCGCAAGUCCAGGGCGGAGGGCCCCAAGGAGAGUGAGCACAUCAAAUCAGAGAUUGAGCAAGCAGUACAGGAGACUCAGUAAACCACAGGACAGACCAGCGCUUCUCCCCAACUGGCAUCGGAUAAGCAGGGAAGACUCACCUCCUGGAGAAGUGAAUGAGCGAUCACUCACAGACAGACCCGCCGUUACGGCUGACCCAGAAAACGAGCAGGACAGCAACACGGGGAGAGUAACCGAGAGACCUCACCCUAACGCAGCCGGGGAAACAUCUCACACCUUAUUAAGCCUUCUCUAGAGAACUUCACAUCUUUACCUUACGAAAGCCCGACUGUCAGUACAAGCAGGUUUUUACAUCAUGUAACAUUAAAAAAUCAUGAGAUCGAGAGAUCAUGAGAUCAUUGUUUUCCCUCUUUCAUUUUUCACUUUUAAGUCAGAACACUUCACCACCCAUUGAAGAAGCUCAUGUCAAAUGCAGGUAUUUUAUAUGCCCCAAUGAUAAAUGUUUACUGUUAUUGUAAGCUAGCAGUUAACCAGAAAAUGAUUUUUAAAAAGAGUGAUGUUUGCAGGAAUGCUUCUGUGUACAUAAAUUAGACUGCAUCAUUUCAGGUCUCACUGGCAUGCAUCAGUUUGUCUUGCAUAAAAAACAAUUAAGCUAAUAAAGCCGUUUUCCCUGA